Molecule: messenger RNA, 663 nt
Organism: Penicillium brevicompactum
Lineage: Eukaryota; Fungi; Ascomycota; Eurotiomycetes; Eurotiales; Aspergillaceae
Product: putative cysteine dioxygenase Cdo1
Exons: 4
Coding region: 1-663 (220 amino acids)
Biological process (GO): L-cysteine catabolic process
Molecular function (GO): cysteine dioxygenase activity; ferrous iron binding
Source: RefSeq, a predicted model, not a curated record
AUGCCAUACCUCAGGACUGAAUCGGAAUUGCCUCGUGGCGCCGAGGUGACCACUGAUGCCUUCGAGAAACUCGUGCAGGAUUUGAGCGCUGCAUUGGGUCCAAGCUCGGGUCUUGACUCCAGCGAUGUCGACCCCAUGCAAAUACAACUUUUGAUGGAGGGAUAUGCAUCAAAUCCAGAUGAAUGGUCCUCAUACGCACUUGGCGAUGCCAGCCGGACAUACACCAGAAACUUGAUUGACGAGGGCAAUGGCAAGAGCAACCUGCUCAUUCUCGUCUGGAGCCCUGGGAAGGGAAGUACAAUCCACGAUCACGCAAAUGCACACUGCGUGAUGAAGAUCCUCAAGGGCAAACUCCAGGAGGAUCUCUACUCUUGGCCUGAUCAAAAGCAGAUCGAGAACGGUGAAUCAUGUCCACCUCAAUUGACCAAGCAGACGAUCUACGGCGAGGAUCAGGUCACUUACAUGUCCGACAAACUUGGUCUGCAUCGCAUUUCUAACCCCGACCCAAAUGACUUUGCCAUCUCUCUACACCUCUACACACCACCCAAUGCCGCAAUCCAUGGGUUCUGCAUCUACGAUGAAAGAACUGGCAAGGCCAGGCACAUCAAGCAGACCAAUUUCUACUCAUUCCGUGGUCAGCGCCUCAACGAUGGACAAGAAUAA